AUGGUUGUGGUCCUCUGUGGGAUAGCCAUAUACUUUCUGAGCUACUGGUCUCUUUGUGUUUCGGCAUACAGAGCUCUGUCGCGACCAGAGCUCGAGUCUUUGUCUGCUCUUUCGGUGCCGCAUCGCUUGGACGCCGAUGGCGAUUUGCUUGCGCCAUUAUUGGUACCCAGGGUUUCGGGGACUUCCGGUAAUGUCCGUGUGCAACAAUUCAUUGCAAAUCACUUUGAGCAGCUUGGUUGGUCAGUCCAGCUGGAUCAGUUCACGGAUUCUACACCCUUUGGAGCAAAGAACUUCACCAAUGUUAUUGCUACCAAAUAUCCCGACGCAGCUAGCAGGCUAGUGCUGGCAGCUCACUUUGAUUCCAAAUAUUACUCCGAUUUCGAAUUUAUUGGUGCCACCGAUUCUGCCGUUCCAUGUGCCAUCCUGAUGGAUUUGGCGGAAACUAUGAAUCCGCUUUUAGAUAGCCAUAAGGGUAACAUGUCGCUGCAGCUGAUAUUCUUUGACGGAGAAGAAGCCUUUGUCAGUUGGAGCGACGGCGACUCUACUUAUGGGGCGCGUCAUUUGGCACAAGAGUGGGAGACGCAAUACUCGCAACAACAAAUGCAAAACAAAGGUGACACCACGCUGAAUAAAAUCGAAGUACUGGUGCUUCUCGAUCUGUUAGGCACGCCUAAUCCGCAGUUUCCAAAUUACUAUCGAUCCACCGAUUGGUUAUUCCGUCAACUGGUCAACUUGGAAACACGCUUAGGUGAUGCCUCAUUAUUGGCUACGUCCACCAACCAAGGGAAACCGAUGGAACCUAUGUUUGUUACGGACUCAUUCAUGACCUAUCAAGGGCAACUCAUGUCCGACGAUCACGUUCCCUUUCUAAGACGUGGUGUCAAUAUCCUCCACAUCAUUCCCUCGCCGUUUCCUGAUGUGUGGCAUAAACAGGAAGAUAAUGCCGAAUGCAUCGAUGCACCCACCGUCAAUAACCUUGCCAUCAUUUUCCGCAGUUUUGUGGCCGAAUACCUUGAACUCCAACCCAAAUAA
Radiomyces spectabilis is the source of this 1032-nucleotide messenger RNA. RefSeq lists its product as uncharacterized. The coding region runs from base 1 to 1032 and encodes 343 amino acids. The record is from RefSeq and is a predicted model, not a curated record. The transcript is spliced from 3 exons. Lineage: Eukaryota; Fungi; Mucoromycota; Mucoromycetes; Mucorales; Radiomycetaceae. Gene Ontology annotation, molecular function: glutaminyl-peptide cyclotransferase activity; zinc ion binding.